AUGAGCAUCGGAGCUGCAGCCAACGGCACUGCAGGCCUUGCUGUCCCAAGUCACAACGCCCACGCUGCAGCUACGGCUACGGCUACGGCUAUAACAUCGCCCUACCAACACAUUGCCGACUUCAUCUCUAAUGUCGGCAAGUUCAAGAUCAUCGAAUCAACACUAAGAGAGGGCGAGCAGUUUGCCAAUGCUUUUUUCGAUACUGAGACUAAGAUCAAGAUUGCCACCGCGCUGUCCGAGUUUGGUGUUGACUACAUUGAGUUGACUUCACCAUGCGCAUCUCCCGCCAGCCGAGCCGACUGCGAAGCCAUCUGCAAGCUCGGCCUCAAGGCACGCCAAGAUCCUUACUCGUUAGUUGGACCAAUUGCCACGUCCUCUGCUCUCUCAAUCGAGGAUGCCAAGAUCGCUUGUGACUGCGGUGUCGACGGUGUCGACGUCGUCAUUGGAACUUCCAGCUUCCUCCAAAAGCACUCACACGGCAAGGACAUGGCCGCCAUCACCAAGCAGGCCCUAGAGGUCGUCAACUACAUCAAGAGCCGAGGUGUCGAAGUCCGAUUUUCCAGCGAAGAUUCAUUCAGGAGCGAAGCCGUUGAUAACGCCGGCGUCCACCGGGUGGGAAUUGCAGACACUGUGGGCUGUGCCUCUCCGAGACAAGUCUAUGAUCUUGUUCGAACCCUUCGUGGAGUUGUCAAAUGCGAUAUUGAGUGCCACUUCCACGAUGACACAAGCUGCGCCGUUGCCAACGCUUACUCUGCUCUCGAGGCCGGCGCUACUCACAUCGAUACCAGCGUUCUGGGUAUUGGUGAGAGAAACGGAAUUGCUCCUCUCGGCGCUUUUCUUGCGAGAAUGAUUGUGGCCGCUCCCGAAUACGUCAAGCGCAAGUACGACCUUCACCGUCUCAAGGACAUUGAGAACAUCGUUGCCGAGGCUGUUCACAUCAACGUGCCCUUCAACAACCCGGUUACCGGCUUCUGUGCUUUUACUCAUAAAGCGGGUAUCCAUAGCAAGGCUAUUCUGAACUCACCCUCGACAUAUGAGAUCAUCAACCCCGAGGAUUUCGGCCUGAGCAGAUACGUCCACUUUGCCCAUCGUUUGACUGGAUGGAACUCAAUCAAGAGCCGCGUCGAGCAGCUGGGACUUCACAUGACCGAUGCUCAAGUCAAGCUACUAACAACCAAGAUCAAGGCCAUGGCUGAUGUACGUCCCCUCGCCAUCGACGAUGCGGACUCUAUCAUCAGAGCAUUCCAUCUUGAUCUUCAAGAGAGGGACACUACCGAGGCCUGGAAGAAUUAA
This is a messenger RNA of Trichoderma aggressivum f. europaeum, 1293 nucleotides long. RefSeq lists its product as uncharacterized. The transcript has 20 exons. Bases 1 to 1293 code for a protein of 430 amino acids. NCBI's taxonomy places the organism in Eukaryota, Fungi, Ascomycota, Sordariomycetes, Hypocreales, Hypocreaceae. The record is from RefSeq and is a predicted model, not a curated record. Gene Ontology annotation, cellular component: mitochondrion. Gene Ontology annotation, molecular function: homocitrate synthase activity.